This is a messenger RNA of Haliotis rufescens (red abalone), 2826 nucleotides long. Its product is annotated as arrestin domain-containing protein 3-like. The transcript has 6 exons. Gene Ontology annotation, cellular component: cytoplasm. NCBI's taxonomy places the organism in Eukaryota, Metazoa, Mollusca, Gastropoda, Lepetellida, Haliotidae. The record is from RefSeq and is a predicted model, not a curated record. Gene Ontology annotation, biological process: protein transport. The coding region runs from base 299 to 1246 and encodes 315 amino acids.
CAGUCACAAAUCAACAGAGGAUGCGAAUUAUUUGAUGUAGUUCAAAAGUUCUCAAACCUUAUCUUGCGGUUAGCGGUUAAGGGUUAUAAUAACACUCAUACUAUUCUCCAUCACAACACUCAAAGUAAACAAUGAGACUGAUAUCAUAUUUGUUAUGACCGAAUUCGCCCUUUGAAAAAUAACUUCAAUGGAGACCUGAUAUGAGGAUUUCGUACCACGUUACACCUUCGUCACAUGUUAUGGACACCCCGAGUAUUAUUCGUCCAUGUAACCAACUUCAAGAAUUGACCGUUGAGUUAUGGAAAGAAUCCGACUCCGGCUGAAGGGAAUGGCACGUGUCCACUGGACAGAGAGAAAAUCAUCCGGCUCCGGGGGGUCACGUACAGAACAUUUUUCGGCGGAGGAAGAGUACUUCAAAACUAGUUUCCUGUUGGCAGGGAGAUGGAAUGAUGAGCCGGGACAAGACAUCAAUCUGCCUGCUGGACGACACACUUUCCCGUUUUCAUAUAACCUUCCAUCUCAACUUCCGUCUUCCUUCGUAGGAGACUGUGGAUUUGUGCACUAUGAUGCUAAGUGCACCAUUGAAAAACCCUGGAACUUUAACAACGAAGCCAUCACGUCAUUUAGAGUCCAAAAUCGUCUGGAUUUAAAUCGUGAACGAAAAGCUACGAAACCUGCUCAUCUAAGCAAAUCCAAAACACUUUGCUGCCUGUGCUGUGCAUCAGGACCAAUCUCUGCUAACUUCUCCAUCAACAGACAGGGAUAUGUUCCCGGGGAAGCCAUCAUUAUUAAUGCAGAAAUAGAGAACCUGUCAAACCGGAUAAUAAAGAAAUCAAAAGUGUUCCUAAAAGAGGAGGUAGAAUAUCAUGCCACCACCGAGACAAAAUUUAAAAUUCGUGAUGUUGCCAAGCUGAAGCACGGCGAGAUCAGCCAGGGGGAAACGCACUACUGGAAUGACGAGCAGCUGGUUGUUCCGCCUCUGACGCCGUCUUAUCUCAAGGGCUGCAGCAUCAUCAACAUCACCUACUCUGUGAUGCUUGAUGUUACACCUGCGGGGCCAUGCUCCGAUCUUGUUCUCUAUCUCAGCGUCAUAAUUGGCAACAUUCCCCUACAAGAUGUUGUCGCUCAACCUCCACCAAUUAUCCGACCGGUAGCUUACACGCCACCUAGCACAGCAGUUAGUCGUCGAACUAAGAAAGGAUCCCGACCACCAAGAAUGUCAGUCUAUAUCGAAACCUCUUGCUGAAGAACCAUCGUUAACAGAUACAGAAACAUUAAUUCUAUUGUGUGGUUCCCGUGUUUGUACAGGCGAACAACUGACUUGCCUUUGCAUGUGUUUGUGACGGGUGCCACCUGUAGGGGUGGUCACCUUUUCGCGAAUACCUGGUGUCAUCAGUUUUUGAUAGUGAUUCUUAAACACAUGCUCAUGGUAUUGUCGGAAUCGUACAAUCGACAUUUCUGAUGAAUAUGGAACCGGUUUUGCCGCAUUUAUUUCAUAUUUUUCAGAUGUGAAUUUGUUCUGUCGUAAAGUGUCACAAAUGCAAUAUCAGUUUAAUACGAAUAUGUUUUGUUAAAUGAGCCAUUUCCUGAGUUUUGAUGUCAUUAUUUAUGUAUUUAUAUUUAGGUAUAUCGCUAUAUGGCUGAAAUAAUGCCGAUGCGACGUUAAAUAUUAACUCACACUCUCAUUUAUAUGGCAUUUUCUCAAAAAUACUCUGUAGCCGUCCUGGCAGUUGACUUUGCAGGAUACUUUAAUAGGUCCUCUCAUUCUAACUUAUAUGCCAUGUGAGGACAGGUACAGUGUCUAUCCGGGUCCACAUGGUAAAACCUUAAGUGAUUAACUGUGUGGGUAGGUGACUGGGGUUUUACACUGCUUUUAGCAAUACUCCAUUUGAUAUCACGCCCGGGAGACAUUAGAAAUGGGCUUAACACAUGAUUGUACCAACGUAUAACCGUUAGGGUACUCUACCACCCGUCCUUAAAGAGAAUGCCUUAUUCACAUAUACCAUGUAUUUGGUGAUGGUAGAGCCCUGAUUUGUGAUAACUAUAUUUAUAUUUUUCAUAUGAAGAAAGAAACGUUUUAUUGGACAUGUUUCUUACACUCUUCGAAAGAAGAAACGCUCUGGGAGAAUUUUAGUUAAUUUAUUGUACCUAAUAAAGUCGAUAUAUUUAAUUUAAUAUCAUAGAUACAAAUAUCACAUUUGGGAGCUCGAUAGUCACAGAUUGUCGUUGUACAAAGGCAUUGAAAACUGUUCAUUGUCAUGUCACAAAAGGCCACAAGGUUCCGGGCAGCAAUCACGGCUCUGCAUCUCAUCAUCACUGCCUGGAUACGUGUACGAAAACUGUCCUGCGGACGAGUUGGCCAGUUGUGGGAGUAUCUGCGGCGUGUUCUGACUUUGACGUACACGUCGAUCGAGUUUAUCCCAGAGGAGUUCGAUUGGGUGAAGAUCUGAAGAUCUCGAUAUCCAGGGCAAGGCGUUGAUGUUGGCAUUAGGAAGGUAGUCUACCGUGACACGAACUGUGUGCGGUGAAGCAUUGUCCUGUUGAAACAGCUCCCUCUGGCGGUCAAUGAUUGGAAGAAGGUGAGGUUGAAGAAUUUGAUUCAUGUAGCGAUUUGCUGUCAGAUUUCCGUGAACCACAACCAAGUCAGAUUGGGAGGAUAUGGCCCCCAACAACCGCCACCGACAUUAACACUUUGUCUCCCAAUCGUGAUUCAUCGCUAAACCACACCCGUCUCCAGUUUCUCAAAUUCCAAGGCUGUAAGGUGUGGCACUAACACAAACGUCGCUGUCGAUGGAUCUGUUGCAAAACAGGGACGAUAACUGGUCU